GGCUGGCCGGGGGAGGUACCUGCCGUGGUAAUGGCCUGGUUGAGCGUCGGCUUCGGCGCCGUGCUCUUCGCUCCAAACAGGCGAUUCAUGUUUACAGAAGCCCAGGUGUAGAUCGGUGUGGUGUUGUACCUGAGAGUGCAGCCUAGCCGUGUGCAGGGGUGAGUCGUGUCGUCGCGGGGCACUUUCAUGCGUAGUGCAUCGUCAAGCUUGGGCCGCCGCAGCCAGCGUCAUCGGGCUAUCACGUGCGGCAGGCAGCGCGCACCAGAUCAGACGGCACUGGGCUGGUGCAGGCCGGUACGCUUGCCUGCAGCGCGUGGUUGCAGGUGUCGCACUCCUGGCGACUGUCCAGACAUGUCACCAGGCCGGAGGGCUGCAGCGUGCCUGCCUGAGCACCUCUCACCGGCCGUCCUCGGCCUAGCGUUGGCCCAGUUGCCACGGGCUGUGGUGCUCGUCUGUGUGUGCUGUCACCGCCGCUCUGAUAUACCCCCACAGCCGCCCACUCUGCGCCUUGCCGCUGCAUUCUGUAUUCGUAACGGCCUCCCACGACGUCUCUGCUGUCUGUGUGCCCCCAUUGUGCGACCGCUCGCUUGCUUGCGCCCUCCUCGGAGGUUUCUUCGCCAGGUACCGCACCGUCCCACACUGCCCGCUGCCCGCUGCCCGCCCUGUUGACCCUCGCGCACGCGCCCCGCUGCCAUUCACUCCCCCCGCGCCGUGCCUUCCUCUACUGACUCUGCAACUCGCUUCUAGCCGCACAUCCUCCGACCGUCACGCCC
Paraphaeosphaeria sporulosa is the source of this 773-nucleotide messenger RNA. RefSeq lists its product as uncharacterized. Bases 187 to 669 code for a protein of 160 amino acids. The record is from RefSeq and is a predicted model, not a curated record. The transcript has a single exon. Lineage: Eukaryota; Fungi; Ascomycota; Dothideomycetes; Pleosporales; Didymosphaeriaceae.